Prunus mume (Japanese apricot) is the source of this 496-nucleotide messenger RNA. Its product is annotated as adenine phosphoribosyltransferase. The record is from RefSeq and is a predicted model, not a curated record. Lineage: Eukaryota; Viridiplantae; Streptophyta; Magnoliopsida; Rosales; Rosaceae.
UGGGCGGGUGGGGGCUCAUGUGGUCGGCGGCCUGGGACUACAUGAAGAACUACGCAUGGAGGGAGUUGCCCUAUUCGGAGGUAUACGGCGCCGUUUCGGACGCGAACGAAUUGCUCAGGUGGCUGGGUGAGUUGGGUCGAAAGGAAUCGGACUCGGAACGAGCCGCUUGGGUGGGACAGAAUUACCAAAGUGUCCUCAGAGUCUCAAAUUCGCUGCUCCGUAGGCUCCUCACGGUGUUCUAUCACUCGGGAACGCUGAGAGAAUUGGUCAAGGCAGUGCAAAGCGAGGUGAAGGAGGGGGAGCUGUUGAAGGAUUUUCUUGAAUUGGGCACCAAUGAUUUCAAAGGUUUGAUCCAAAUUCUCAAGGAUUUGGGAUUACAAUACGGUUCCUCUACCAUGCACCAAGAUUUAUGACAUAUGUGUAGUUAAUUUGUAAUCCUUUUACUACACACAAAAGAAAACGACCAUUAAAUUUUUUGUCUGUUGGGUUAUUUGUA